Vespa mandarinia (Asian giant hornet) is the source of this 6042-nucleotide messenger RNA. It is a transcript of the gene form3, whose product is annotated as FH2 domain-containing protein formin 3. Gene Ontology annotation, molecular function: actin binding. Gene Ontology annotation, biological process: cellular component organization. NCBI's taxonomy places the organism in Eukaryota, Metazoa, Arthropoda, Insecta, Hymenoptera, Vespidae. The record is from RefSeq and is a predicted model, not a curated record.
AGUACUCGGUGUCAUAGAUACAAGUAAAAGUGAAGGGGGGACGAUCCUGACCACUAUCCACAUCCAGUCGGGGCCAUGACCACGUUGCGACAAGGUAACCGCGACCGGGUCGCAUUGGUGCAGAAUGAAUCAAAACAUCGAUCUGACUCGAGUGAGCCCUGUGAGCCUCGUUAAAAACGGAGGAGGAGGAGGAGCGCAGAUUAGGAACACUCUUCUAAGAGUCAACAUGGAUUCGCACGUGGGCCUCGACUAUAUCGUGGACAAUCCUGACUAUUGCGUAAAACUUGCUUCGGCAUUGGACACGGCCUGUACUUCGGUUAAGAAACAAGUCGUUGAAUUACUCUCGGCGCUCUGCGUUUAUAGUCAAGAUGGUAGGCAGCGUGCUAUCGAUACGCUUCACACGUAUCAGGAACGUAAAGGAGAACGUUAUCGAUUGCGAGUCGUGAUCGACGAACUGCAGAAAGCAACGGCUGAGGAUUACCAGACAGUAUUACUGGCAUUUAUCAACUGUUUGGUUAUUUCAACGCCGGUAUUGAAAGAUCGCAUACGGAUCCGCAACGAGUUUAUCGGCCUUAAGCUACUCCCAAUUCUGAACGAGUUGCGGAAAAGCCACGCUCCGGAUCUCAGAGUGCAAUUGGAUGUUUUCGACGAUCAACGCGAGAGCGACGAAGUACUAUCGAACAACGGACCACCGGAAAUCGAUUUGUCCUCCCACGUUGAUGUAUUUUAUGCUAUUCUUGGACAGAUCGCAGACACCCCACAGGAAAUACCAUUCUUAAGCAUCCUCCAGCAUCUGUUGCGACUGGAUCCGAAAGAUGCUGCGAGUGAUCUAGCGUGGGACACAGCAGAGACAUUGGUCCAUCGUGCAACGUUAUUGGAAAGUCGAGAGGACGCUACAAAAUUACUGAGAUCGCCUAGUCUUCAAACGAAUAAUCUAUGCUGUCAUUGCCGAGGAAACGAUCAGACGUGCGGUACGUCUCGAAAAGCUUCACUUCCGGUGAGCAAUACGACUGCACCAACAUUGACAUCAGCAACGAAUACGUCAGUAACAACUCCGCCUAAUCCACCCCCUAGCAGUGGUCUUGUAUUGCCACCACCUCCUCCCCCACCACUCUUUAUUAUUCCGACUAACUCGAAUGCUCCAAUGGAACCACCUUUGCCACCGCCGUUGCACGUGCCACAGGUUACUCGUGCUCCUACUCCUGAAGUACCCAACAAUCAUGCGAGAUUACUUCCUCAACAGGAGACACCAACUCCUAAGACUAAAAUGAAAACCAUCAAUUGGAACAAGAUUCCUAAUCAUAAGGUGAUUGGCAAGCGAAAUAUAUGGUCGUUAGUUGCUAACGAACAUCAAAAUCUUCCAAAUGCUGAUUUAGAUUGGGCUGAAAUGGAAGGUUUAUUCUGUCAACAAGUACCACCGAUGAUGCCACCGGUAACUUGUUCUUCGACAUACGGAACAGGCAUGGACGCUGAGAAACGUCGACGAGAACCAACCGAGAUUGCCCUGCUCGAUGGAAAAAGAAGUCUGAACGUCAAUAUAUUUCUUAAACAAUUUCGAAGUUCGAACGAAGAUAUAAUUCAACUGAUAAAAGAUGGCGGACAUGAUGACAUCGGCGCGGAAAAGUUACGUGGUCUGUUAAAGAUACUACCGGAGGUUGAUGAAUUGGAAAUGUUGAAAAAUUUCGAUGGUGACAAAUCGAAGCUUGGAAACGCUGAAAAAUUUUUUCUUCAACUUAUUCAAGUACCUAAUUACAAGCUACGAAUCGAGUGUAUGCUUUUGAAGGAAGAAUUUGCUGCUAAUAUGAGUUAUCUCGAACCGAGUAUAAAUUCAAUGAUUCUUGCUGGUGAGGAUCUUAUGACUAACAAACCGCUUCAUGAAGUUCUUUAUAUGGUCUUAGUCGCUGGAAACUUUCUAAAUUCGGGUGGCUAUGCAGGAAAUGCAGCUGGAGUUAAAUUGUCUUCUUUACAGAAAUUAACCGAAAUUCGUGCGAACAAACCGGGAAUGAAUUUAAUACAUUACGUAGCUUUGCAAGCUGAGAGAAAACGAAAGGAUUUGCUGAAUUUUGCUAAGGACAUGAGUGCUUUGGAAGGAGCGACAAAAACGACGAUCGAACAAUUAAACAACGAGUUUAAUACAUUAGACACCAAAAUAAAGAAAAUCAAGAAUCAAAUUCAAUUACCAUCGACCGAAAUAGAUAUUCAAGAACAGAUGGCACAAUUUCUACAGAUGGCUGAACAAGAAAUGGCACAAUUAAAAAGAGACAUAGAAGAGUUGGAAAACGUUCGACGAACAUUGGCAGAAUUUUUCUGCGAGGACAUUAAUGCCUUUAAAAUAGAGGAAUGUUUUAGGGUAUUCCAUCAGUUUUGUCAAAAAUUUAAUCAGGCUGUCGCGGAAAACGAAAGGCGAAGGAUUCAAGAGGAACAGGUAUUAGCGAGGCGAAAGCAACGUGAAGAACAAUUAAUGGCUAGGAAAAGAUUACUGAGUAAUCAAACAGAAACACCUAACUCUGAAUCUGAAUGUAAUCUGAUGGAUUAUGGUCUUCUUGAUCUCCAUACUGGCUUACCUCAAAGAAGUUACAGUCGUAGCGAAGCAAAGAUCAAAAGAUUACAAAACGGUGUUGUUACCUCGGACGACGAUGUUUCUAUUACCGGUUCACCAAAUAUACGACGAAGAUUAGGCUCGUGUUCUGGAGGUCCUGAACAACAGUCCACCAAAGAAGAUACUUAUUCGCCAGACAUAACACCUAACGGUACCCUUCGUCGAAGAAGGAGUCGAAUACCGUGCGAAGACGAUGAUGGUAAUUUAAUGGAUUUUCUCCGAACUUCGGGUCAGGAGAACACACGAGAAAGAAAAUCAUGGGGCAGCUUAGAUCGAUCGUGGGCGCGAAGAGCUCGCGGUCAAGCACGAAGAGGCGAUUUAUUAAACGCCGAUUUUUCGGCUGAUCGAGAAAGACCAAGUUCGCCAUCACCUUUAGCCGAGAGCAAGCCAUUUUUGCAAGAAGAGGAAGCAAAGCCAGGGAAAGCAUGGAGGCAAAAAAUCGAGGCUUGGCUGUCAGAAAACGAGAAGGAAGAUCGUGCGGGAGAAGAACUUCAAAGAAAGGCCAGACAAUUGCGUCAAGCAAACCGUAGGUCCUUCGAAGACUCAGAAAGUGAAGGCAAGAACUCCAUCAGAAAUACCCUGGUUGAAGACGAUUCUAUGCACGAAGGUUAUUCCGAAGUUUAUGACUGGCGGCCAUCCGUUGAGAAAACGGAUGUAAUGCGUACGAUGGAAGCCAUCGAAGAAGCCCAACCGAACCCAUCGCAGAAAGAUAAAUCACCUUGGCGAAAGUCGAGUUUGAACGUACCAAAUAGCAUGGAAGAGACUGACCCACGUUACUCUCGUAGGCUAAGAUCCAGACUCAGUACUGAAAAUAUCCUUGCUCCUAGUCCAUUACAAGCGAUCAGAGAAGAGGACAGAAAGAAGAACAAGAUCAGCGAGACGGUGAAUGCGAACACUCAGGACGAACUAACCAUUUAUCUUCGACAACCUUAUACAGGCUCGCAAACUCCAACAAGAAGAUUCUCGAAACUCGUUAAGAAAAAUUCUGAUGAUGAGAACGGCAACAUCAGUGACAAGAUUGAAAUUGAUUCGGAUAAUAUUGAGACACCACCGGCAACCAGACGACUUAUCAGUCCACCGAAGGAGGUUAAACCGGUCGAGAAAGAACCAUGUAAACGAGAAAGAUGUAGUAGUUCUCUUCAAAGUCGAGAAUCGAAGACUGUUUCGUUGAAACCUGUUAGUGUUAAUGCUGAUCUUGGUACCGGAAAUUUCGAUAGAUACUCGGCCACGAGAAGAACAAGAAGAUAUAAAAAAAUGUCCGAUCCUACGGAAAAAGAUACGAAAAAAGAAGAUCCAGUAAGUCAGCAGAUCUUCGAAGAGAAAUCAACGGAACGACCAAGUACAUUGUCGUUGACUGAAGAUGGACAGGAAGAAGAUGCUAUGCUCCGAGUCUGGCAGGAGAAAUUGAAACAUUCAGAAACAACAACGACCGAGAAGAUUGAUGCUGCAUUGGCUGAGAUCGCUCGAUCAGGGGAAGAUCUUCAACAUUUAUCACGUUCGAACGUUCAGAGAAACUCUCGACUUCCUGUUAGCCAACCACCUCCUGUGGUAGCUGUUACCAAUACAGUUUUGAGUCCAGUGAUGCAAGAAUCAAGACCAAGGGAACCAGUGACGAUCUUAGCCGAAAGAGCCGUAAGUAGUCGUGAACGUCACAGAAGUAUGAUAGAUCCAAGUCAGGUAAAGGAAGCUAUUCGAGUAACUAGCAGUCCACCUAGUCAGAUUAAUCAAAGUCCUAUAAGGAAUCUAAAUUGUGAACAAACCGUAUCAGAUCGUAAGAUCGUAGAAGAUCACAUAAUCACGAUCGAUCAAACGGAUAUGAACGAGCUCUCUUCAAACGUGGAUACCGAUCGUAAAACUGUAUCCAAUGAGGUGAUCCAAACGAUGGAAGAUCCUCCUAAACAAAGCUCCAUGUUUAGAAAUAGGUUUAUUCCUGACAUAAAUGUCACGAAUGCAUCACCGUUAUCUUUGGGGACGACUGUAAAGGGUAGAGAUCAGGAACUGAAUGACGAAGGAUUCGAAGAGACCCAAAGUCUAGUUUCGGAAUCUUUGAGUCAGGAAACGUCAUCAGGGAAUUAUGAAACUGACGCUCACGACUCUACACGAUAUUCCCCAGCUGAAUUACGUUAUACCGGGACGAUCGUAACUCAAUGUCGACCUAACGACGAAGAAGAAGAAGAAGUGGAUGUACGACAUAUUAUUAAGGAACCAGCCAAAAAUGUUUUUGCAAAGACCGUCCCAGUUAGAGGGACGAACAACGAAAAAAGUUUCCUACCAAAACGUACGGCUAAUAUGAAACGUGAAAAUAAUAGGAAAGUCGAAUCAUUGAAAAGAAAUCCUACUGUAAUGGCGUCGAAUAUUAGAAAUGAGGUCGAACGUUCUGGUUCUCGUAGCAGUCUUCGUAGCUCUAGAAGUUCAUUGAACAGUGCUACCUCUGUUAAUACUGUAAGAAAUUUGGCGCCCUCUCAUGCUCAUCUUCGUAGCUACACGUCUGCAAUUCGUGCGUUGACUAAUGACCUCAGGAAAAGUAGUCCUUCAAAUACACCCCUACCGCCAACCGUAAAAAAAGAGAACGAUAAGAGACGUACCAAUCCACGAAUAGCCGUAACUAGGAUUCCUGCCAGUAGGAGCAGUAGCAGUGGUAGCAGCGUUGGUCCUGUAGCAAGGAAUGUUAGAAAGACGAAUAAUGCGAUAAUUGAUACGAUCUCAAAGCAGGUGAACAAACCUCGAACGAUCGCUUCUCGUAGCAGUAGCAGUGGAAGUAGCAUCGGACAACAAUCAACGAUAUCCUGUCAACCUGGUGGUGAAAAGGUUGCACCCACCAAGAGCCGAUUAUUACAACCUCGUGCCGGCACGAAGAAUCAUAGUUUUAUGAGACCUACGGCUUCCAGUGCGAGUAAAGGUUCUAUACCGAAUCUUCCGAAAAGUAUCAAAAGCUUGAUCAAAUGAAUGUUAUUUUUUAAUAAGAAUUAAUCUUUACGUUAAGUUUUUUCUAAAGGACCAGAAAUUCGUGAACAUUAUUAUAUAUCACGAUACGUAAUGAUUCGAGUUAUCGUCGUACGAUAAAAAAAAAUAUUAAAAGAAAUAGAGAGAGAGAGAGAGAGAGAGAGAGAGAUACGAUUUCUUAUCUUAGCGAACUAAUGUUAUUAUUAUAACGACGAAGGAGGAUCAUCGAAAUGUUUUUGUAUACGAGAAAAUAAUCAAAUAUAUUUACAGUUUAACUCGUUGUAAAAUCAUUAUUACCAAGGAAACUGUUAAGGAACAUUUCGAGUAUUUCUAUCGAAAGCUCCGUGGGCGCUUAUAUUCGCAUAAGAUUAGGAGCUUUCCUUUCAGUCACCCAGAUAUAUAAUCUAGAAUUUAUAAUAAACUGUAACAUAUGUUUCGACUAACGUACUGUGCGAUACAAUAUCAUUUGUAUUGUUAACAUAAAUAAACGAUUUGUAAAA